ACCAUGGCACCAUAUCUGCAAGAACAAACCAUACCAGCAAGCCCAGACACGGUCAACGUCAAGACAUCUACAACCACCAAGCCCAUCACCUACGAACCCGGUCGAACGAUUGCAGAGACCCACGACGACGACUACCCCUACACCCACCUCCUACCCACCUUCCCAGACCUGAAAUGGGAUCCCCUGACCAAAGUCCCUCACCACGACAAAGGCCUCCUCGGCAGCCCAACCUUCUCCUCUCUCCUCUCCACCGCAACCUCCAUCCGCGACUACAACCCCAAACUCGGCACCGAAGUCGGCGGCAUCGAUCUCGCUUCCCUUGACGACGCACAAAAAAACGACAUCGCUAGAUUGAUAGCGACACGAGGUGUGGUGUUUUUCCGCAAUCAGAAAAACUUUACGGUGGAAAAGCAAAGGGAAUUGGGACAGUAUUUUGGUACACUGCAUAGACAUGCUACUACCAGUGUGCCGAAGCAAAAGGGAUUGGAAGAUGUACACGUGGUGUUUGCGGAAGGAGCAAAGGGAGCGAGAAACAAUGUGUUUUCACCAAGUUUCUUGUGGCAUAGUGAUAUUGCUCCAGNNGUGACCUACGAACUCCAACCCCCUUCCUACACAUCUCUGAAACUGCUCUCCGGGCCUCCCCAAGGUGGUGGCGGCACAACACUCUGGUCCUCGCAGUAUGCAGCCUACGACGCUCUAUCCACCCCCAUGCAAAUCUACCUCUCCUCUCUCUCAGCAAUCCACUCUGCAGACAUGCAAGCCGCAGACUCGAUCCGUGGAAACAGACCGGUGCGUCGCGACCCCAUCACCACCAUUCACCCUUUGAUCCGUGUAAACCCCGUCACGGGCUGGAAGAGUUUGUUCUACAAUCCGGGCUUCGUGACCGGUAUCGUGGGGAUUCCGAGGUUGGAGGCCGAGUGUAUCAUCAAGUAUCUGAAUGAGCUUGUUGCGACGACCAACGAGAUUCAUGUGAGCUUUGAUUGGGGAAAAGAGGAUGUUGCGUUUUGGGAUAACAGGGUUUGCAACCACUCUGCAACAUAUGGCUUUGCUCCUCACCGUAGACAUGCGGUUAGAGUGGCUACUCAUGGCGAGAGACCUUAUUGCUCUGCAGAAGGAAGGUCUCAAGAAGAAGAGUUGAACGAGAGGUAUGCGAUUCCGGCUGGCAACAAGGAUUCCAGUGGUGUGGGUAACUAUAACGAUUGA
Messenger RNA from Aureobasidium uvarum, 1203 nucleotides. The record is from the annotation of a GenBank genome assembly. NCBI's taxonomy places the organism in Eukaryota, Fungi, Ascomycota, Dothideomycetes, Dothideales, Saccotheciaceae.